This is a messenger RNA of Durusdinium trenchii, 2339 nucleotides long. Lineage: Eukaryota; Dinophyceae; Suessiales; Symbiodiniaceae. The record is from the annotation of a GenBank genome assembly.
AGAUCAAGGGCCAGCUGCCCAAGUCCAAGCUCAGAUGGGAGAUGCCGCAAACCAUGAUCUUUCUGCCAACCAAGCACUGCGUCGCCAACUGGAGGAGGCGACCACAAGAGCGGAGAGAGGAGCUCUCGAAGCUCAAAGCCCAACGACUUCAGCCAUGACUUCAACCAUGUCACCCCACUUGCAGGAGAGUCCUGCAGUGGACAUGGCGGAUGCAGUGCAAGUGGGCAGCGCAAGUGGUGACACCAGUGGCGUUUUGGCGCCACUCUCGACAGUCCCCGGAGCUGAGCGGGUGAAGCUGACGGCGGGCUUGUCACCACGGCCAAGACCUUCUGAGGCCAUCGAGCGUGAAGUGGAGCUGCUGGAGACCUUUGCUGAGGCAGCAAAGCGAAGCACUUGGAACCCGGAUUGGCAAACACUGGGAAAUCAGUGGAAUCCACGCCAUCAGCUUGCGUAUAAUAACGAUGAGAUGAGCCAAAACUGCCGGUGCUACUUUGAUAGAUGGCUUGACCAUAGAGAACUGCUGCCUCCAGAUGCCAACCUCCAAGUUCAGAAGCCAACUUGGCGUUUGGAGCCUGAUCCAAUUCCAGCUGAGCAGAGAGAAGCUGAGAGGUUGGCAAGUUCGGUCUACUCUCCCACCGGCCCUGGUUUGCGAGGAUCGCCAAAAAGUGGAGAAGAGAUAGGACAGGAGAAGUCGAUCACAUCGAUGUCAGGAGAGAAUGUGAUCAAGAGGCGCUCAAUGCGAUUGUCGCGGGACAAGCCCUGGAUGACGCAACCAGCCAGAUUCUGGCAGCUGCUACAGCCAGAGGAGACCGCGGAAUCCAUGGUGUCAACUAUGACACAGACGGAUUUCCCCCAAGUCCUCCAGCCAAAUGAAGCCAGGGAGCAAGGAUGGAAUAGCCACCAUGACGUUGUUUGGAGUAACUUCCAGAAUUUGCAGGGUGUCAUUCUGAACCCGGCUCCUGUUCGGUCGUACUUCGAUCGACCUCGCGAACCAGAUAUUGGUGCGCGAAGUGCUGAAAAGAAGCCCGAAGUGAGGAGAAGUGGAGAUGGACGAGAUGGCGUUGUGCGCAUUUUGCCACUGUGGCGGUUGGAGCCUUUACCGGGUGUCUCGAACGUUGAGAGCCCGAAGGACAACCUUUGGCCUCCGAUCCCUCGAUUGCCUCCCCGAUCUGGAAGUCCUCUUCGUCCACGUGAGGAAAUCCUAGGCCCACGGCACGAAGCUUCUCCCGAGUUCAAUCACAAGUCCACUUGGAGCUGUCCGUCUUUGUUGACAACUGCCCCUAGCGAUGAGAUGGUCGAGAGAAAGCAAGGAUGGAAUGGUAGACACCAGCUUGCUUUCCAAAAUCAGGAAGUUUCGAGAUUGGACCGGUGCUACUUUGAUCGCUUUCGUGAGCACGCUGAGCUUCGUUCUCCGCACUCCCCACCACACGCAUCUUGCUCAGUGUGGAGCCUUGGCAGGGAUGUCUCCACAAAGGAGUCGCUGAAAACAAUGAUGGCAAGCGGCGAUGCGCGCUUCCACACAGACGGAAAAUGGAUGCACCGACACCAGCUUACCUUUGACAACUCGGGGGGCAGGCUACCCGUGCAGAGAAAUUUGAGAUCCUACUUUGACCGCAGCCGGGACUUCCCGUCAGAGGCCAGCUCGAGCCUCCAAGAAGUUUUGCCCGAAGAUGAUCCACAGCGAGCGGGGAAUUUCACUCUUUUGACGGCGGCCGCUUUGCGCAAACGUCGGUGCAAACUCAAAGAUUCAGAGGAGGGAUCGCUGAAGGUGGAUGUAUGGAGCUUGACUGAGAAGUCACGGAAGGUUCGCAUCGAAGAGUCAUUCCGCAGCUGCGUUAGCGAUCCAUCAAUGAGCAAAGCGCAGAAAGAGAAGAGACGCUUGAAGUGGAUGUCCAACCAUCAUGUUGUGCCGCAGCCUCAGUCAGUCAAAUUGACCAUUUGACCAAUUGCACCCUUGGACUUACACCGGAGUAAAGUAUUUAGUGCUAGAUGUGGUAGGAUGCAGAUGCUUCAUGAUUGGGGUUGGCAUGUGUGCUCUGACUUUGAAGGGUGCUUCAGGUUUUAGACGCAAAUAUUGCUCAGAGCAAUGCUGACGGCGUUGCACAAUUCAGUUUCAGGUAGCACAUUCUUACUCGUUGUGGGUUGCAUCGAUGUAGAUGUAAGGAAAGGCGAAGCCUUCUCCUUGCAGAAAGCCUAGGAAGCAUGGAUGUUUCACACCUAAAGUCAGCACCAAAAUGAACCGUGACUUCGGCAAGCUUGCCGCGUGCAGCUUUAGUAUUUGGAUGUUUUUGGUGCACUUCGGACCUUGGCCCUUUUUACAUCAUUAUAUAGUAACAAGA